Molecule: messenger RNA, 2036 nt
Organism: Melanotaenia boesemani (Boeseman's rainbowfish)
Lineage: Eukaryota; Metazoa; Chordata; Actinopteri; Atheriniformes; Melanotaeniidae
Product: 3-mercaptopyruvate sulfurtransferase-like
Exons: 2
Coding region: 97-984 (295 amino acids)
Biological process (GO): transsulfuration
Cellular component (GO): mitochondrion
Molecular function (GO): thiosulfate-cyanide sulfurtransferase activity
Source: RefSeq, a predicted model, not a curated record
UGGUGUCCCUUUAAGGCCAGAAAGAUGUGAACCCUCCCUGUGUGCAGACGUUGCUCUCUAGUGUUCGGUGCUGGAACUGCGCGUGCAGUCUCCGUCAUGGCGGCGCAGACCCGUGCUCUGGUCUCAGGUCAGUGGCUGAUAGAUGCAAUCAGAAACAACCUUGUUGGUCCCAAGCUUCGCAUUCUUGACACUUCUUGGUACCUGCCGAAAACAAAACGCGUCCCUAAAGAUGAGUUUGUCCAGAAACACAUACCGGGCUCGUCGUUUUUUGACAUAGACGAAUGCAGCGAUAAGAACUCAGCGUUUGAUCAUAUGCUCCCAACUUCCAGCUACUUCGCACAAUAUGUAGGAGAUCUCGGCAUCGGGAACGACACGCACGUUGUCGUGUACGACACCAGCAGCUUUGGCUCGUACAGCGCACCCCGGGUGUGGUGGAUGUUCCGGCUGUUCGGACACAGCUCGGUGUCGGUGCUGGACGGGGGGUUGAAAAACUGGCUUGCUGAAGAAUUCCCGGUGACUUCUGAGUACUCUAAGCCGGAGCGUAGAGAUUUCCGAGCGACCCUAAAUCAGUCAUGGGUGAAGAGCUAUGAAGAUAUUCUGGAGAACAUCAGAACCAAGCAGGUCCAGGUAGCGGACGCCAGGUCUGCUGGCAGAUUCAGGGGCACUGAGCCGGAGCCCAGAGACGACGUACUGCCCGGACAUUUUCCUGGAGCGGUCAGCAUGCCGUUCACAUCGUUCCUGGAUGCUUCUGGAAAGCAGCAUGGAACUGAGACCCUGGCCAAGCUUUUCAGUGAGGCAGGCGUGGACCUGGAGCAGCCGCUCUGGGCCUCCUGCGGUUCUGGUGUCACAGCGUGUCAUGUUGUUCUGGCUGCUCAUCGGCUUGGGCACCCCGGAGUUUGUGUUUACGAUGGUUCGUGGGGCGAGUGGUUUAAAAGGGCUUCUCCAGAGCACAUCAUUUCUGAGGGGGAGGGAAAGAAAGUGUGAUAUGAAGAGCUGUUUUCAAGGAAGGUGCAAAUGAGAUGAUGGCGGACAGUGCAUGCUACAGAUGGCUGUGUACAUGACAUUGUGAAAGUUAUGAAAAGAGGAGAACAGCAAGUUUCAAUAGUUGACAGAAACACUCAGUAGAGUUUAUGUGUGAUUGAUGCAGAUAGACUGACUUUUUAUUACAGCUCCACUGGUUUAGUUUCUGUUGAAUGCUGCUUUAGUUAUUUUUAUUUUCAUGUUACAGUAUAUUGAUAGUGAUCGCCACAUUUUUUUCCUCUUAAAUAUGAUUCAGGAUAUGCAGGAGAUGUAGGUUAAACUUGCAUAAAAACAAAAAUUUCCAAAUAUAAAAUACUGCAAGCUUAGACGUCAUGUUACAAAAAAAAGUAAACAUUGACUAGACUUUACUGGUUUAGUCCAGUCCCUGUUGUGGAUGUGAGCUGACAGUAUUUUUUCUGAGCAAAGUUCAUGUAUGUAGGUUGUGUUACAUCACUGUGACUACAUGUAGCAGUACAACACAUACUGCUGAAAUAAUGUGGGACCAUUUAUGCAGGGGUCCAUGUGUUGAGUUUGUCAGAAAAUUUGCCUUAAAUCUUAUUAAGCAUUUAAUAUUUUCAUUUGUAACAAACAAAUUCUUAUUUUUAUAAAUGAGCCAUUUAAAUGUUUAAGGUAUUCCCGUAACCACUUUUUGAUGUCAGAUGAUGUUUUGUUUCACUGGGGAAAGAUGGGGGAUAAAACAGGCGAGACCAGAAUUAACUACAGCAAGUUGAAAGGGUCAUUUUAAAGAAGCAGUGCUUGGGAUGAUUUAAACAUCUAUUCUAGGGGCACUGCAAAUAUUUGUUACAUUAAGUGAAUCCAUUAUUUCUGUCAUGAAUGGGCCACUCUUACCUACAAAACGUUAUGGUUACAAAAAGGGUGUAGCUUAACCAUUACAUUUGCUUAAAAAAAUAAUAAAUUGUUUUGCAAAGUUUUUUUUUUGUAACAUGUGUAUGUUAUUACCUUAUUUUUCCACUUUACACAAUAUUUGCUGACUACACUAUUAAAAACAUUGCUAC